Colletotrichum karsti is the source of this 963-nucleotide messenger RNA. RefSeq lists its product as uncharacterized. Gene Ontology annotation, biological process: fatty acid catabolic process. Gene Ontology annotation, molecular function: 2,4-dienoyl-CoA reductase (NADPH) activity. Lineage: Eukaryota; Fungi; Ascomycota; Sordariomycetes; Glomerellales; Glomerellaceae. The record is from RefSeq and is a predicted model, not a curated record. The transcript is spliced from 4 exons. The coding region runs from base 1 to 963 and encodes 320 amino acids.
AUGCCUGUUCCCGAGUCCGAGUAUUUGAGUCCGGUAUGGAAGGGCGGUAUCUUCAGUACGGUCACCCAUGACAGAGUUGCCUUUGUAACCGGCGGCGCUGGUACCAUUUGCAGCGCGCAAACACGCGCUUUGGUCCGUCUCGGUGCGAACGCCUGUAUCAUUGGCCGAAAUGUCGAAAAAACCGAAGCCAUGGCUAAGGACCUGAUGACUGCGAGGCCGGGAGCCAAGGUCAUUGGCAUCGGAGGUUGCGACGUCAGAAAUCCCCAGAAUCUGCAGGAUGCGGCAGACAGAUGCGCCAAGGAGCUUGGUAGCAUCGACUUCGUCAUCGCGGGAGCCGCCGGCAACUUCAUUGCACCUCUGUCCGGCAUGAGCCCCAACGCCUUCAAGGCCGUCAUGGAUAUUGAUGUCCUGGGCACUUUCAACACGCUCAAAGCUACUCUUCCUUACCUGGUUGAAUCGGCAAAGAAGAACCCGACACCCAGCGCGGACGCCAGAACAGGUGGUCGUAUCAUUUUCGUGUCGGCAACAUUCCACUACACCGGUAUGCCGCUGCAAGCACAUGUAUCCGCCGCCAAGGCAGCUGUCGAUGCUCUCAUGGCUUCCGUGACGCUGGAGUACGGCCCGUUCGGAGUCACGAGCAAUGUCAUCGCGCCUGGUCCGAUCAGGGACACCGAGGGCAUGGAGCGGCUGUCCAGCAGCAAGAUGGACCAGUCCAAGGCCGACGCCGUGGUUCCCCAGGGCCGGUGGGGCUACGUCCGGGACAUCGCCGAUUCCACCGUCUACCUCUUCAGCGACGCCGGCAGCUUCGUCAACGGCCAGACAAUUCCUGUCGACGGCGGCGCAUGGAGGCGACAAGGCGCUUUGGGCGUCGGGAUGGAUGAGGACAUGAGGUAUCCUGAUUUUCUCUUGAAAGGAGAAAUCUCCAAGAACGUGAAGAGCGGGCGUAAGACGUCGAAGUUGUGA